UCCCAUUUUCCAUCCCUAACGUCGUCUCCCUCCGCACCUCCUAACCCUAACGUCCUCCCCCCUCCGCUUCCCGAUGGCCUCCUGUGACGACGACUUCUCUCUGUUAGGCGACGACAACCACCACCCCCACCACCACCACCACCACCACCAACCCCCUCAGCCGCACCCUCACCACCACCACCUUCUUCCUCCGUCUCACCAUCUCCAUCAGCCCUACGCGCCUCAGCAGCGGUACACGCCCCCUCCUCCUCCGACGAAAUCCACCCCGAUCCACGCGCCGCCGCAGCCGCCGAGCCCUAAGCCGACCGGCGCUGAGGUCCGCGAGGAAGGCGGCGAUGAUUACGCCGAGGCGGCCUUCCACGACGUGAAUCCGUUCUCUACUGACGAGAACUCGAAUCCGUUCGACGCCGCCGCAUCGGAUCCGAGCAAGUCCCGCGCCGAUGCGCGAUCCGACAAGAGGAAGAGUCAGGAAGAGCUCAGCGACGGAGGCACGCCGUACAACUAUAAGAAGACGAAAGCUUCCACGGCCGCCGGGAUGGCUGGCGGGAGCUCCGGCGGAGGGGGGGAGUAUAGGAAGGAUCGGGAGGAGUGGAGCGACGCCGCGAUCGCCUGCCUCCUGGAGGCGUAUACGGAGAAGUUCACGCAGCUGAAUAGGGGGAAUUUGAGAGGGAGGGACUGGGAGGAGGUGGCGGCGACCGUGAGCGAGCGCUGCGAUAAGCAGACAAAGAGCGUGGAGCAGUGCAAGAACAAGGUGGACAAUUUGAAGAAAAGGUAUAAGUUGGAGAAGCAUCGGAUGAGUAACGGAGGCAUAUCGGCGAGUCACUGGCCGUGGUUUAAGAAGUUGGAAGAGAUUGUUGGCAAUUCGUUGCCUGUGAAAUCUGCGAGUGAGGACGACAAAGCAGGCGCUACUUCUGCUACCUCUGUUAAGCAGUCCAAAAGAUAUGCAGGAGCAACACCCUGUCAGGGAAACCCCGUGAACGUCGUCAGAUCCAAAUCAUUAUCUAACCCCAGAUGGCGGAGAGUUGUAUUCAAGAUUAGUGGUGCUGCACUUGCUGGUACUGGACAAAACAAUAUUGAUCCAAAGGUGGCAAUGUCAAUUGCAAGAGAAGUUGUGAUUGCAUGUCGUCUUGGUGUACAGGUGGCAAUUGUUGUUGGAGGUCGCAAUUUCUUUUGUGGCAACACAUGGGUGACUGCUACAGGCUUAGAUAGAUGUACAGCGUACCAGAUCGGUAUGAUGGCGACUGUGAUGAACUCUGUACUUCUCCAGUCAGCACUAGAGAAGGUGGGUGUUCAGACUCGUGUCCAAUCUGCAUUUCCAAUGCAAGAGGUUGCUGAACCAUACAGUAGGCAGCGAGCAAUUCGUCAUUUGGAGAAAGGCCGAGUUGUAAUAUUUGGUGGCAUUGGAGCUGGCACUGGGAAUCCUCUCUUUUCUACAGACACCGCUGCAGCUCUUCGAGCUUCUGAGAUCCAUGCGGAAGCUCUCCUUAAAGGUACUAACGUGGACGGUGUUUAUGAUUGCAACUCCCAAGACAACAAUGUCACUUUCGACCAUAUCUCCUACAGGGACUUGGGCUCACGUGGAGCCACAUCCAUAGACAUGAUGGCAUUGACAUUCUGUGAAGAUAACGGGAUUCCUGUUGUGGUGUUUAAUCUUCUCGAGGCUGGGAACAUUUCAAGAGCGUUAUGUGGUGAUCAAGUUGGUACACUGAUUGACCAGGCUGGCAGGAUAAGCUAAUAGAAUAACUAUUUGCGGGUUUGAAGCAUUAUUAGGCCUUCUAUCCCGAAAUUUACUCAGAACUUAUUCCUAAGUCAAUCCUUCAUAGAACUGUUGGCACUUAAGUUCUGCUGCUGAUCAACCAACCAGUUCUCUCCUCUAAUUGAAGCGAGAAAGUGGAGAAGGAAGUUCGUAUCAGUUCCACGUGGACGCUGGACACGAACCAUGUAGAGCGACUUCUAUCCUCUUGGAAUUGCAUCACUAUAUAGCGAGGUGUGGCUAAUCUGUGUCAUUGAUCUGCAUCACCAUCAGGUGCCGUCUUUUACUGUAUACUAGUGUAUGUAAUUGUACUAACUGAAAGCAUUAGUGGGAAGUUGUUGUGGUCAGGUGCAGAUGAUGAAGUGGGGAGUGUACUAAUAGUUCAAGGUAGGAAAAUUAUUUACACAGUGAUUGUAAUUGACAUCUUGAGAUCAAUGACAGAUAUAUGCACAUUUUCCCUACAA
Messenger RNA from Rhodamnia argentea, 2217 nucleotides. RefSeq lists its product as uncharacterized. The coding region runs from base 74 to 1735 and encodes 553 amino acids. Gene Ontology annotation, molecular function: UMP kinase activity. Gene Ontology annotation, biological process: UDP biosynthetic process. NCBI's taxonomy places the organism in Eukaryota, Viridiplantae, Streptophyta, Magnoliopsida, Myrtales, Myrtaceae. Gene Ontology annotation, cellular component: cytoplasm. The transcript has 7 exons. The record is from RefSeq and is a predicted model, not a curated record.